Molecule: messenger RNA, 1338 nt
Organism: Rangifer tarandus platyrhynchus (Svalbard reindeer)
Lineage: Eukaryota; Metazoa; Chordata; Mammalia; Artiodactyla; Cervidae
Source: the annotation of a GenBank genome assembly
AUGAAUGAGGAGUACGACGUGAUCGUGCUGGGCACUGGCCUGACGGAAUGUAUCCUGUCAGGUAUAAUGUCAGUGAAUGGGAAGAAAGUUCUUCACAUGGAUAGAAACCCGUAUUAUGGAGGAGAGAGUGCAUCUAUAACACCGCUGGAAGAUUUAUACAAAAGAUUUAAGAUACCCGGAGCUCCACCAGCAUCCAUGGGCAGAGGAAGAGACUGGAAUGUUGACUUAAUCCCCAAGUUCCUUAUGGCAAAUGGUCAGCUGGUUAAGAUGCUGCUUUUUACGGAGGUCACUCGCUAUCUGGAUUUCAAAGUGACAGAAGGGAGCUUUGUUUAUAAGGGAGGAAAGAUCUACAAGGUUCCUUCCACUGAAGCAGAAGCCCUGGCAUCUAGCCUAAUGGGGCUGUUUGAAAAACGUCGAUUCAGAAAAUUCCUGGUAUAUGUCGCCAACUUUGAUGAGAACGAUCCUCGAACUUUUGAGGGCAUUGAUCCUAAGAAGACAUCAAUGCGAGAGGUGUAUAAGAAAUUCGACUUGGGCCAAGAUGUUAUAGAUUUUACUGGUCAUGCCCUGGCACUUUACAGAACUGAUGACUAUUUAGAUCAGCCAUGUUGUGAAACCAUUAAUAGGAUUAAACUUUACAGCGAAUCUUUGGCAAGAUAUGGCAAAAGCCCGUACCUUUAUCCACUCUACGGCCUUGGAGAACUGCCACAGGGAUUUGCACGGCUAAGUGCUAUUUAUGGAGGUACCUACAUGCUGAAUAAACCAAUUGAAGAAAUAAUUAUGCAGAAUGGAAAGGUGAUUGGUGUAAAAUCUGAAGGAGAGAUUGCUCGCUGUAAGCAGCUCAUCUGUGAUCCCAGCUAUGUGAAAGAUCGAGUAGAAAAAGUGGGCCAGGUGAUCAGAGUCAUCUGUAUCCUCAGCCACCCCAUCAAAAACACCAACGAUGCCAACUCCUGCCAGAUCAUUAUUCCACAGAACCAAGUCAACCGGAAGUCAGAUAUCUACGUCUGCAUGAUCUCCUCCGCACACAAUGUGGCUGCACAGGGCAAGUACAUUGCCAUCGCCAGCACAACGGUGGAGACCAAGGAGCCCGAGAAGGAAAUCAGACCAGCCCUGGAGCUCUUGGAACCAAUUGAGCAGAAAUUCGUUAGCAUCAGUGACCUCCUUGUACCAAAAGACUUGGGAACAGAAAGCCAGAUUUUUAUAUCCCGUACCUAUGAUGCAACAACUCACUUUGAGACAACCUGUGAUGACAUUAAGGACAUCUAUAAGAGGAUGACGGGAUCUGAGUUUGACUUUGAGGAAAUGAAACGCAAGAAAAAUGACAUCUAUGGGGAAGACUAA